Molecule: messenger RNA, 534 nt
Organism: Selaginella moellendorffii
Lineage: Eukaryota; Viridiplantae; Streptophyta; Lycopodiopsida; Selaginellales; Selaginellaceae
Exons: 2
Coding region: 7-348 (113 amino acids)
Source: RefSeq, a predicted model, not a curated record
CACAAAAUGGCUUGCAAGUUGUUCUUCUUUUUAGCUCUUCUUGUUUGUGGGGGAGUUGUGAUAGUGAAUGGGGCUGAGUGUUUUGAAAAUCCCAAUCCAGGCUAUUCUGUCCAGCAAUAUCAACAAGCUGCUCAAAGGAUUUGCAAUGGCGGGUUCUCUGAUUUCAGCCUUGACUUGGGGCAAUUGCCUCAUAGCCAGUUCCGGAUGGUGAUCCAGGCACAUUGGGACGGCAACAGCAGGCAACAUUGCUGGUAUGCCUUCAACAAUAUCAUUAGCCAAUGUGUCCAGGGCGCUGGGAUUGGGUUUGAACGGUGGGCGCUGGGAUUGGGUUUUCAACGGUCAACUUGAACACUACCAUCUUCAGGCUUUUUAAGCAUUUCUUGCAGGAUUGUUCAAGCUGCCAGUAAAACAUUUCAAAGGCGCCAGGAUUGGAUCUUCGAUUUCAAGCAUUUUUAAGCAUUUUCUUGCUUGAUUGUUCAAGCUCAAUAAGCAUACCAAAACUUAUAAUGAUAAGCUGCUUGGUUUUAGCAGGAA